This is a messenger RNA of Cordyceps fumosorosea ARSEF 2679, 435 nucleotides long. Its product is annotated as Monooxygenase, FAD-binding protein. The transcript has a single exon. The record is from RefSeq and is a predicted model, not a curated record. Bases 1 to 435 code for a protein of 144 amino acids. Gene Ontology annotation, molecular function: FAD binding; monooxygenase activity. NCBI's taxonomy places the organism in Eukaryota, Fungi, Ascomycota, Sordariomycetes, Hypocreales, Cordycipitaceae.
AUGAAGCAGCACUACAGCACCUUUGAUCCGACAAUACAAAAGGUGUUAGCUAAAGUGGAAAACUGCCUCGGGUGGAAGUUGGCAGAUAUCCCACCUCUGCCCCAGUGGCUGGGCAAGAGUGGACGGGGUAUCCUCAUGGGCGACGCUGCUCACGCUAUGCUGCCCUACCUAGCCCAUGGAGCGGCCACAUCGACUAAGGAUGGCACCGCGCUGGCCGAAUGUAUCAGCCGGGCCUUGAGACUGGACGAUAUCCCCAAGGUUCUCCCGGCCUUCCAGGAAAUCCGUAAGCCGAGGUGCGAAAUCAUCCAAGCCGGCUCGCGCGCCAACGGUGACAUCUGGCAUCUUCCCGACAGGUCAGAGCAAGAGCGAUGUGGUUGCGCCAUGGGCGGAGAGACCGGCGAUAGCAGCGAUGCUGAGUCCAACUCGAACCAUUAG